Molecule: messenger RNA, 1313 nt
Organism: Orbicella faveolata
Lineage: Eukaryota; Metazoa; Cnidaria; Anthozoa; Scleractinia; Merulinidae
Cellular component (GO): nucleus
Source: RefSeq, a predicted model, not a curated record
GCAACAACAAAACCAUGAAUAAACCAAAGAAGAUUAUGAUGGAUGAUGAGGAUCCUUACAACAUUGGAGGCUAUAGCAGCUCGGAUGAUGACAGAAACGAGAGCUCUGAUGAUGAGCUUGCUGUGGAAGGAUUGAAACGUCAAAAGCAAGAAGCAGAGUCUAGCAGUGAGGAUGAGUUUGAGAAAGAAAUGGACAUGGAACUAGAAAGUGUAAUGAGAACCUAUGAAAACAGUCAGGAACGUUCAGGUGAUCAACCCACACAAAAAGUAACUGUCCAUGAAUCAGACAAAAAAGUGAAUGUCACAAGUGCAAGUAGCAACAAUACAACCAGUAGUAACACUGUGGAUGACAAAAAUGGCCUGUACGCAGAAGAAUACUUUAGUUCAGGGUCUGAUGAUGAACACCUAGUUGGUGGUCAAGGUUCAAAGUCGAAAGAAAGAAGAAAAGUGUUAACAAAUGAUGAACUGUUUUAUGACCCGGACAUGGAUGAUGAAGAUGAACAGUGGGUUAUUAAACAGAGACAGGACCACAGAAAGAAAGCACAACAGAAAACGAACACUCCAAAUUUAACAGGUUCAGCAACCAAUCAAGAAGAUUCAGGAAAUAAAAAGAAAGCAAAAAAGUCCAAACAGAAUGUGGAGAAAGUCCCUUCAAGUGAUGCUAUUUUGUCUUGCCCAGCUUGCAUGGCAACAUUAUGCAUUGACUGUCAAAGACAUGAACUUUACAAGAAUCAAUACAGAGCCAUGUUUGUCAUGAACUGCAAAGUCGUAGAAGAUGAAGUAUUGAGAUAUGAACCAUCUCAACAGCAUAACUCGGGGAAAAAGAGAAAGAAAGCACAGAAGGGAAAACUAGUGCAACACACAAAGGAGGAGGACAAUUUAACUUCUGGUGGCAAUGCUGCAUCAGAACGUUAUCAUCCAGUCUCUUGUGUAGAAUGUAAUUCAGAGGUUGCUGUGUAUGAUAGUGAUGAGGUUUACCAUUUUUUCAAUGUCCUUGCAAGCUAUGCUUGAGGAUAACUAAUAUUUAUUAUUGUGUAGUUAUUUUUGAUAAAGUUAUUUCAGAGUAGACUUUGGAGAAAUAUAAAUUAAACUUAACUAAUAGUGGAGUGGCAAGAGUGGUUUCCCUUCCUUGGUGAAAAGAAAGAAUUAUUAGUAAUAUAAUGUUGCCCCUGUGCAGUCCAUACUGAGAGACAACAGAGCCCUAAGUUGAGGCCCCAGAUAUAACAGCAUUGGAGAGACUGAAAGAAAAAGUGAUUGUGAUGGGGUGAAAGAAAGGGUGAUUGUGAUGGGUGAAUAAAGUCAUUUAUUUUACAA